AUGGCGACCAAGAGAGGCUUGGCAGACAAGAAUUUCUCUGUUCAGUGUAAUAAUAACGAGACAACUGUUAAUGCUCCUGACGAGAUCCCAAUUCAAGUCACAUACCCAAACACGAUACCGGAAGCUCAAGAAUCCACGACAAUAACAAGCCAGAUGGACGGUUUAAGUGUACCUAUCCAACACCGAAGUGGCAACAUGGCCGUGUCAGCUUCAUUGACGACGCAAUUGGUAGUCGCACCAGAGUUUGAGACGGUUCAUGACUCAUGGGAGGCAUUGGAUGAAGCGUUGAAAAUUUACGGGAAGAAUUCGUACCAACUUUAUGUCAUUCGCUCUACCACAUCCGUGAAACGCCGUAAUAUCAAGAUUCAAGAAAGUUCCGGAAAAGGAAGUCUUACUCCUAAAGUCGGUACGUUCAAGAGGGCGAGGAUCGAACUCGGUAUGAUCUCAAGUAACCACGAGAUGGAUCUUGCUGGUGAGAAAACUCUAAUCCCAGAACGUUAUCAAUGGUAUUCCAAAUCGCUUAAGUGUACGCACGGAUGGAAAAAUCGCUAUCGUGGUACAGGAAAGCGUGGUUCGGGAGUAGUGCGCUCGACCAGUUGCCCAGCGAAAAUGUGCGUGACUUUGCAGCAUCGUGGAAGUGGUCCUGACGAUUGGAAAGUGGUGGUGACGAAGCAUGUACGGACUCACAACCAUCAAUUGUCAAAAGAGUUGUAUCUAUAUUACACGGAAAACCGGCGCAUUUAUGACCCUGACCUGCUUGCAGCAAAGCCAUCUAUCGAUUUUGAAAAUGCGAACCUUUCCUCGUUUAUCGAUCCGGCUUAUCAGCGAUCGGGCCUCUCUAAGGGCAUCCAGCAACAGGUUUCAUCAAUCUAUUCUGUGCCAGAUUCAUCGUCAACUGGAGUUGUUAUUGACAGCCGAACAAAUAUGCAACGGAUUCCGGACUCCGACAACAGCUUCGAAAGCCAGCCGCGCACGACUUCAGCUGCUACAAAUACACCGAUGCCGCCUUUGGGUACGAUGAUUUUGACGCCAGGAACGAUACCUUCGACAGCAAUGGAUGGAGGCGGCUACUGUGUACCCCGUGUAUCGGUAAAGGUACAUACAUGCUGGAAAACAUUUCACGAUUACAUUGCACAAUACGCGUUUGAUACAUCUCAAAUUUAUCGCACUCGAUCGACAGUGUCAGUUGCUGCUCGGAACGCCAAAAUUCUUGCAUCAAUAGCUGCAAAAACAGUAGACGAAGGUCAUGAUGUGGCAAGCUAUGUGAAUUAUACCACAGCCGCUCCAAAGUCACGUUUGAUUCCUGAUGAGUGCAAAUGGUUUUCGAAACUGCUUAUUUGCACGUAUGGCUGGAAGCGCAGAGGGCGAAGUAAUGCCUCACAACAAUGCGAGCAGGACGAUAGACCUUGUCCAGCUAUGCUGCUGGCUAGGAUGGAGCGCAAUGUCAACGGGAACUGGCGUGUUAUCAUCAAUCGUCAAGUGGUAGAACAUAACCAUCGAUUAGGCCGCCAAAUUGACGAUCCUGGUGCUACAUACCACGAGCCUCUUGGUGAACUUGCUGGCAUGCUAUCGCAUGAGCAGCCAUAUGAUUCAACUACGGUACCACCGACAUCCAGUGCAGAUCCUUCUUCAUUGAUAGAGUUGCAAACAAUUUCGACACAAUCUGGAGUUGUCGAUACACAAACAGACGUUGAUGAGACACAACCCUCACCGUUAAAUCAGCGCGAAAUCGUCGUGCGGGUGCCUCGACUCCAGUCAAUAUUUAGCUCUUGGGAUGAUUUUCAUGCAAGCCUUAGAAUUUACUCAAACGCUACGUAUCAGCUCUAUCGUACUAGAACGACCAGCUCAGUCAAAGGACGAAACAAAAAGAUUGCUCAAAUGAAAAGCAAAAGCGAGGAGAUUGAUGACAAAAAUGACACUGAUAGUGAUUUGGAUACACCGCUAGAUGAAGUCAAUGCAACACGCAAGAUUCCGGAAUCUUGGAGAUGGUACUCAAAGACAUUAACGUGCACACAUGGCUGGAAGGAGCGGCACCGUGGUACAGGAAAACGCAACGCACAUGGUGUGCGCUCUACUGCGUGUCCUGUAAAGAUCUGUGCUACCGUUCAGCAUCUGACUCCAUCCACAAUGCUGGAAAAGGACGCUAUGUCGGCUGCGAGCAAAGAGGUGACGUCAGAAAGUUGCUGGCGUGUGGUCGUGACAAAACAUAUUGUUGAUCAUAACCACAAUUUGUCUCGGGAAUUGUACCAGCACUAUUGUGAAAACCGUCGGAUAUAUGACCCAGAGCUUCUCGCGAUUGAUACGUCAAAUACCAGCAUUGUCACGACCCAUAAAACGGGUAGCUCGAGCUUACAGAAGCAUGAUGGCAUGGUUACUGAUGCGGAUAGACCAAAUAUUCAAUCCAAUGAAAGUCAAUUGCAUCCUAAAAGUGUGCUCUCGAUGCAGCUCGAAGCUGGGUUGGCAGAAGCGGUGAACCAAGCACAUCUUUUAAGCUUGUCUGGUAUUAAUCAAUCUACGAGUUUUGGCAUGAGUGGAGUGCCAGCAUCCCUUGCCAGCGCCUCGAUUGCACAGCAGACCGUCCCGUCAGUUGUUCUGCUUCCGUAUAGCUCUACUAUCUCUUACCUUCCUACUCAAGCGCAAACUUCACAGCAAGGAUUGCUACAACAGCAACACGAAGUGCAACAACAACAUACCCAACCAGCAUUCAUGAAUGCUGAAAAUAUUGGACAACAUAGCGCCACUGUGGCUUCCAAUGCCAUAAAUUCAGCCAAUGUUGUGCUGUUUAACAAUUCAGGAAUGACAGUGACGAGCACAUUACCCCCUUCUGGUUCAAGCGUUAUUUCUAGAGCAUGUCGGGUUCACGGAUCGUCAGUUGGAACGGAUGAUGGAACAAUGGGUUUCACUGAUAAUCAAGCUACACAGUGCUCGUGUUUUCGAAUUGCAGGAGGUGGCAACUACGUGACAAUUGUCCCUGCUAGCGAGCCCAUGGGAUCCACAGAUACUUUGGUAAAUUCUGAUGAAGAUGCGAAAAUGUUUGCAGAGACUGACGGAGUCUGGCAGCCAUCUUCGAAGCUCGAGAUUGAAAAGGUGACGACAGAGAGUGGAGCCACAAUUUGGCGUGUACCUCGAAUAUUGCGGCGAUAUCCAACUUGGGAUAUAUUUCACAAAUAUUUAGAUACGUACUCUAUUGCUACAUUUCAACUAUAUCGCGUGCGCACGACGUAUUCCGUACGCUCACGUAACAUUCGCCUUCGGCAAUUGGCUGCUAGUCGAGGUCUUGUGGUGCGCGAAGGUGGAAAUGAUGAUGCAAGCGAGACGGAACAAGAAGGGGAUCAUGGCAUCUCACGAGCACAUUUAGUGCCAGAAGAGUACGAUUGGUACUCAAAAACUUUUCUCUGCACGCAUGGUUGGAAACGUCGAAGUCGAGGGCGUGGACAACGUCUGAGUCACAAUGUUCGAGCCACAGAAUGCCCCGCAAAAGUGUGUGCCACUCUACAGCGCACGGAUGGAUCAAGCAACUGGAGUGUCGUUGUUACAAAACACUUGGCCGAGCAUAAUCACGAAUUAUCGGAAGCACUGUACCAACAGUACUCUGAAGUACGUCGUGUACGUGACCCAGCAGUGCUCGCACGAGCAGAGCAUCUCUGGCGAACUGGAGCGACACGUCGUCGCGUAUUUGAGUUUUUGAAAGAGCAGUCUCCAAAUCAAUUAAUUCUCAUGAAAGACGUGCAUAACCUUGUGCAGCGAUGGCAGACUCAAGAGCGCCGUCCAAGACUAGAAGGCGAGUCUGAGACUCAGAGCCAUGUCUACGUACAACAACCAGGAUCGAAGCCAAUGAGCAUUGUUCAGUUAGAAAUGACAUAUUUUCAAGGUGGUGACUUUAUUGAGCUCUUAAGUGCGCAGGGCAAGUCGCCAGCUGCUGCAUGGAAGAUUCAAGGUAAAGUUUCGAAAACGUUUGACAAAGGGAUCAAAGGCAACGUGUUUCUUUUUGAUGGCAAUGCUGAAACCAAAAUGCAAUUGCCUAAAACGACGUCGUGCUCUCUUGGAUUGACCCAACGGUUUGUUCUUUUGCAGCUUUUCGUGCCAUUUACGCGGUCAUUGUCCGUGGAAAUGUGCUUUGCUGAUGUUCAAAAAGUGCGUCGUCGAUUCGUCAUUGCGUCAGCUUUUCGCGAGCUGGUACAAACGACGCUGCAUGUGCAAUUGCCACUGACUACAACCGACGUGCCUCGAGAUGAAUGGGUAAACCUUGUGUUCGAUCUUCAAACGUUAGCGGCAUUGCAUUUUCCAACUACAAAGUAUCGCUCUUUGGAGUCAAUAAGCGUGAGUGGAACCUGCCGACUCAAGCGCAUUUUCACCAUGAAAGAUGCUCCCACUCCAUCAAUUGGCUCACAAUUUGAUAGUUACGCUGACAGUCGAGAAAUUCCACGACAGUUUGGCUUUUCAGCAAAAAAGCAUGGAUCUAAUGACCUUCAACCCGUUAUUACGCUCUAUUUCGCCGAAACGGCUUCAUCUGUCGGUAGAAUCAAAGGCUUAGCCGUCCCCGCGAAAACCAGUAGAAAAGCUAGUGUUCAACGAAGGGAAAGUGUUCACACACGUCAACAGACGGAUAGCACUAAAUCACAUUCGCGUGCGCUGACUACAGAUUCUAUGCAAGAGCCGCAAUUGAAUUUUGAUGAAGACUCAAAUAGUCGACGAGAGAGCUAUCGAAGAGAUCGUGGACUUUCAUCGCGUGAACAUAAUCGAGUUGUCAAAGUAGAUGAAAGCUCUGUGAAGAAGGAACGUAAAGACAAGUCGUUUGAGGAUUUCAAGCGAUCAUCCUUUGAGAUGAAAGAAGAGGAGAUCCUAGCUGCAACUUCUCCAGAAUGUCGCAGUGCAGAUGAAUUUCAUCGGUUCGGUAAUGGCCAUUCUCAUGUAGUCGAAUCGUCAUCUACUAGCCGUUGUCAUUCUGAAACUGAACCUGAAAAUCUACGUCAAUCAAUCUUAGGAGAAAUUCAGCAGAAGAUUGCAAUAUUAGAAGCGCAGGAUGAACAAAAUGAUCAACGCGACCAGAAACUAUUUCUUCGUCAUACGUCCAUUCACAGUGGCGAGUGGCACCUUCAGCAGCUUCAAGAUGAAGAUAUGAUCGAUAGGAGUCUGCUGUCAGAUGACGAAGAUGACGAUCUUCAACUAAGCGUAUCGUGGCGACGAGAACUGCGUGAAGCAAAUGCACAUGAGUCAUCGUCGUCUUUUACACUGGCGCAAGACAGCAAGGACAAGGAAAAAAUGUCUGCUAGCGACUUGAACGAGAAAUCAAUCUUUGCUUUUCCACGAUUGAUGGAGCCUCAAAGUGUAUCUACUGCGAAACAGUCUGAUUUUGAUUUACUGCAAGAUUGCAAGCCCUCACUGGGCCACGAAGAGCGAGAUAAAUUUACCAUCAAAUCUGUUACUCAGCUUGAAAGUCAGGAUGUAUGCGAAUUUACAAAUGAAGAUGACGACGAUGAUCUGGAGCUCUUAAAUCUCCUAGCAGCCAAACGGCUUAAGAGACAGCUCACAUUACAAGAACCAUCAACGAGUGGUGAAAAUGGCACGUAUUUCCAUCAGAUAAGUCAAAGUUCUCUAUCAAAAGAUGCUGAUCAGAUGAAUAAGGUUAGAGACAGCAUUCAAUUGGUAGAAUCAUCGUGUAGUCCGCCAAGUAUCGUAGCCAAAAACGGAGCUAGUUUGCAUGCUGCAUCAUAUAUCGAAAAAAAUCAAGGCGAUGGCGAAAGCGAGGAUGAUUUGAAUGGGCUUUCGAUCGACUUAACCAACGAGCUUCGUGUCAGCGCAGAUCAUGGACAUAACACAAAAUGUGAAGAGAACAUUACAAUUGAACUCAGCCCAGCUAAUUCUUAUACAGACAAAAUUAAUUUCGAGAACGCAAACCUCAAUGACAAAGACCUUGAUGACAAAGAUUCCAGCUUCGAUUUUGCGGAUCUUGUCGACAAAGCCGACUCCAUUGAUAGCCGUAAUGAAGAUGAGAUUAAAGAGGACCACAUCAUAGCCAAUUCAACAAUUCAGGAGAAGUCAGCAUUUAGUAAACGACAAUAUGUUCCAGCGUCCCCACGGACAAUAAAGCCAAUUGCGUUUCCAAUGAUCAAGUCGCCUCAAACUUUUCGAAACAAUCAAGUACGCGAUAUAACUCCGACUCGUUCGACGGAUGUUUCGUCGUCAUUGUCUUCUCGUCGACUACAAAGUUUGCUUGAAUCAACAGAUUGGAAUGCCGAACUGGAUGCUCAGAGCAAACGUCAUCGUCUCAUUCUCAGCCAUCUUUGA
Plasmopara halstedii is the source of this 6288-nucleotide messenger RNA. RefSeq names its product Transcription factor IIB. NCBI's taxonomy places the organism in Eukaryota, Oomycota, Peronosporomycetes, Peronosporales, Peronosporaceae. The transcript has 6 exons. The record is from RefSeq and is a predicted model, not a curated record. Bases 1 to 6288 code for a protein of 2095 amino acids.